CCAAAAUCCCUUAAAAAUUUUCCGAAACACCAAACACCCACAACAAAAACCUCUAUCGGAAAAUUUUAGAGCUAAAUCCAAAAGAUUGAAAGUUGUACUCGUGAAAUCCCGUCGUCAAGCUGCUGGUCACUCUGUAUACUUCGAUUUCGAAUAGGAAGAAAUGGAAGGCAUGGACCUGCAGAAUACUGUCAAAGAAGCCCUAAACGCACUGUAUCAUCACCCCGACGAUGCUGUCCGUAUGCAAGCCGAUCGGUGGCUGCAAGAUUUCCAGCGCACUCUCGACGCUUGGCAGGUCGCUGAUAAUUUGCUUCAUGAUCCAACUAGCAAUCUAGAAACUUUAAUCUUUUGUUCACAGACUCUUCGAAGCAAGGUGCAAAGGGAUUUUGAAGAAUUGCCAUCGGAAGCCUUUCGCCAAUUAAGGGACUCCUUGAAUACGUUAUUGAAAAAGUUUAAUAAAGGCCCCCCUAAAGUCAGGACUCAGAUUAGCAUUGCAGUUGCUGCUUUGGCUGUGCAUGUUCCUGCAGAAGAUUGGGGUGAUGGUGGCAUUAUGAAUUGGCUCAGAGAUGAGAUGAAUUCUCAUCCAGAUUAUAUACCUGGAUUUUUAGAGCUUCUUACUGUAUUGCCUGAGGAAGCAUACAACUACAAGAUAGCAGCACGUCCAGAACGACGGCGUCAAUUUGAAAAGGAGCUUACUGCACAAAUGGAAAUUGCUCUUAAUAUAUUAACUGCUUGUGUAAAUAUCAAUGAUCUGAAGGAGCAGGUGGAAGCUUUCCUAUUUUAUUACUUCUUUCUAGUUUUACAUGGUGUUCAUUGUAAUUAUUAUAGGAAGUUGCUUGAAUGGGUCUAUUUGGUUGCCAAGUCUGCAUGUGAAACCUUCUGAGAUGGCAUAAUGUAUUUACUUCUAAGUUUUGAAUUUCAAAUUUUGUUUCCAUUUCUCAUUUAAAUCAAUCUUUAUAUUGAUUUCAUUUCAAACCUUGCAUGUGUAUAAAUAUUGUUUCAUUUGCAUGAUGGCCAUGCAUAGGAAUUUUUUGAGCUGCCAAUGAAACAAGCCAAACUUGGAACUUGGUUGUUUAAAGGAAUGAACUGAAUACAUUUUA
This is a messenger RNA of Rubroshorea leprosula, 1097 nucleotides long. NCBI's taxonomy places the organism in Eukaryota, Viridiplantae, Streptophyta, Magnoliopsida, Malvales, Dipterocarpaceae. The record is from the annotation of a GenBank genome assembly.